AUGAAAUUGCAGGACGUAUCUACACCAUCUUCUGGAAAACCAAAAGCCAAGAAAAAGAUAGUGAUGUCGUUAUGUCAUCAGUCGGACCAGAUCAGACUGCAAUUCAAGACUGCCAAUGUGGUGGAGGAUAUCUGCGGUAGAGCUGAAAUUUUCAGUGAUGAUCGGGAAGAAGCUGAGUGGUUAUCUAUGCCUCUUUCUCAUCUUAGAGUGCUUGCAAAUGAAAUAAUGUCUCUUUGA
Molecule: messenger RNA, 237 nt
Organism: Prunus armeniaca (apricot)
Lineage: Eukaryota; Viridiplantae; Streptophyta; Magnoliopsida; Rosales; Rosaceae
Source: the annotation of a GenBank genome assembly